This is a messenger RNA of Naegleria fowleri, 1803 nucleotides long. RefSeq lists its product as uncharacterized. The coding region runs from base 1 to 1803 and encodes 600 amino acids. NCBI's taxonomy places the organism in Eukaryota, Heterolobosea, Eutetramitea, Acrasida, Naegleriidae. Gene Ontology annotation, cellular component: transcription factor TFIID complex. The record is from RefSeq and is a predicted model, not a curated record. Gene Ontology annotation, molecular function: protein heterodimerization activity. The transcript is spliced from 2 exons.
AUGAUCCCACAACAACACCUUGCUUCAACCCUGUCCUCCUAUAACGGGACAUCAUCAUCGGGCUUUGCUACUCCCAUGAUGACCAUGACGCAAAGAAUUCAAAAUGGAAGAGGACAUAUGCCCUCCGGAAGGAAUACAAGUAAUGGGGGUGCUGGUGGUGGUGUGGGUAAUACAUCAUCAUCAUCAUCGGUAUCAUCAUCCUCGUAUCAUCAACAUCAUGAUCACUUUGCAAGAGAAGUCUUACAACGUGUCAUUGCUGAUGCAUGUAGAUAUCAUGGCUUUCACGCCAUCAAGAGUAGUGCUAGUGAUUUUUUGAUUGAUCUUUUGCAAAGCUUGAUUCAAAAUAUUGCUGUUACAAGUGUUGAAUACAGUACCCAUUGCGGAAGAACGGAAGUGAAUGUUUUUGAUGUAGAGAGGGCUCUUAAGCACCGUAUGAAUAUCGGAGUGAAUGAUUUACUUUCUUUUAUGAAUGUUUUACAGGAUAAAUCGCAAGAUGAUACAGUUGAUUUGGCUACCUUUGAAUUUGAUAUUCCUGACAUUCCAAAACCCACAUCAUCAAGUCUCAUGUCAUGCCCACAAACACAUUUUCAUUUACUCUAUAAAAACAAAGGCAAGACAAUCAUGUUUGACGAGGAAGAGGAAGAAGAACACGAAAGACAAAUUCAACUUAUUGAGCAACAAAAACCCAAAUUUUUACCAUCACUUCCUCCAAAACAUACAUUUAGAUUUACACCAAUUAUGAAUAAGAGAACAAGAGACCAAUAUAAAAUACAACUUGAAAAAACAAGACAAAGAAGACAUAUCGAAGAGUCACUCACUCGUUUGCACGAAGCUGAGCUUAUUCAAAUGCAUGAUUAUCUCGAACAACAACAAAAAGAACUUCAAAAUAUUAUUGACCAUACUCUUAUUCCUCACGACCAAACUGCACUGAUAAAAACUAAGAAGAAGACCAUCGUGCAGAAAAACGAUGUUUUAUUGCAUCUGGACAAGAAACCAGCUGCACUACUCAGUGGACAAAGAAGAAAGAAGCCAGAAGACGAACAAGCCAUGCCAAAUCAAGGCGAAGAAGAGGAAGGAGAGUUGGAGGAUAUCACACAAGACGAAACUGCAACCACGGUCGUCAAUCCGUAUUUACAAAUUGAAAAACAAAGAGUAUCUUUGGCUGUACAAAGAAACGUGACUCAAAGUACAACAAAUCCGGUCAAUGUGAGCCGACUCACCACCAUUUUGUCAACACCAAAAAAGAGUCACACCACCAAAAAACCAUUUAUUUCCAUAAUUACUAGAGAUGACAGUGCUGAAGUACUUGCAACAAAAUCAUUGAAAAGUGGUGCCAUUGCAAAUCAACUUGCAUCAAAUGAUGACGAUUUAGAUAUUAGCUCAGAAGUAAUCCCAACUAAACAAAAGAAAUCUCUUGGAGUCAUUGAGCCAUCUUCCAUCAGAAUAAGUACUUCAAGCAAUGACAGUUCUCUCAUGCCUCCUCCUUCAAAUCCAAUUUCUCAAUUUGCUCCUUCACAAUCAUUGAAUCUUUCAUCAUCAGCAAACAAUCCAGUAUCCUCCGCCGCAACAACAGGAAAUAGUUUUCCUCUGUCAUCCUCCUCAUCAUCGUUUGGUACCAUUGAGCCAAUCUCACAGCCACUACCACCUACUAGUACUUCUGCACCAAUGUCUGGCAUGGCAAAUUCAAGCUUUUCCUUAAGUGGAUCUACGAACAAUGUUACAAGUAGUGUAGGCGGAGAUGACGACGAAUUUGAAGAAGUUGAGGCAGGUGAGGAACCCACUUCAAAAAAGUUCAAACUUUAA